AUGAUCCAUGUGCUUCAAUUCCCCUAUAAUGGAGAGCCCCCAAGAAAACGCUUAGUAGAAUCAGAGAUUACAAGCAACCCGGACUUCUUUGUUCGCAACCACGGCGGUGUACCAGAGAUUAACGGGAACGAAUUCUUCCUUGAGAUUGGCGGUUUUGUUAAGAAUCCGAGAAAGAUCAGCCUCUCAGAACUGCAGAAUGAGAACAUAUUCCCUCGCCAAACAAAUGUUGUCUCCCUGCAGUGUUCUGGUACUCGUCGCAUAGAACAAAUCCACGAAUAUCCUGGAGAUGGUGACGAGCUCAUCAAUGCGCCAUGGGGUGAAGGUGCGAUUGGCACUGCGCGGUGGACAGGGGUCUCGCUGAAGAAAGUCAUCAAAUACUGCGGUGGAUUGACACCCGAAGCUGGGGCUGGGCACCUGGAGUUUUUCGGCGCCGACACGUACUUUAAGAAAGGUCAUGUCAUGAAUUACUUGGUGUCUGUUCCUUGGCGCAAGGUCAAACUUGAUGAGGUGCUAUUAGCAUGGGAGAUGAACGGUGAGCCUUUGCCAAAAAUACAUGGGUAUCCUCUCCGCGCCAUUGUAUUCGGCUAUAUCGGAGCUCGCUCUUGCAAAUGGCUGUAUCGUAUCGACGCCAUCUCAGAGCCGUCGCUUGCGCCGGUACAACGCAAGGAAUAUUUGUACUACACCCCGCAAGUCGGUAAGCAGAACGCCAUGUACAGCAACGGCUUCAGCAUACAAGACAUGCCCGUCUCGAGCGCCAUCAUGACUCCUCAAGAUAAAGAUCAGAUCAUUCACGAUGGAAAGAUCAAACUGCGAGGGUGGGCUUACAGCGGCGGAGGUCACUGGCCCAUCCGAGUUGAGGUAAGUGGCGACGGCGGAAGCAUCUGGUACGAGGCUCCAUGGGAAAAAAUGACCAAGAAGUAUUAUCAUGCCUGGAGGCUAUGGGAAAUCGAUCUUCCCGUGGACGCUGAAGGAUGGCUAGAGUUUUGUGUGCGAACAUGGGACAAUGCUCUCAAUACUCAACCAACCUACGUUCGCUCUGCUUGGAUCAAGAUAUACAGCAUCAACAAGUCAAAGCCCGUCACUGCUGCAAGACUGAAACUGCUCGAGGAGAAGGGCAUUUCUAUUGUGCCAAUCACGAAACCACUGGAGUUCGACUUAGAAUCUGACCAUGAUUGGAAAAUGGCCAUGCAAGCCAGGGGAGGGCGCGACCCAGAGGAAUAG
Messenger RNA from Phaeoacremonium minimum UCRPA7, 1221 nucleotides. RefSeq names its product putative sulfite oxidase protein. Gene Ontology annotation, cellular component: mitochondrion. Gene Ontology annotation, molecular function: molybdenum ion binding; oxidoreductase activity. NCBI's taxonomy places the organism in Eukaryota, Fungi, Ascomycota, Sordariomycetes, Togniniales, Togniniaceae. The record is from RefSeq and is a predicted model, not a curated record. Bases 1 to 1221 code for a protein of 406 amino acids. The transcript is spliced from 3 exons.